Messenger RNA from Lasiodiplodia theobromae, 1302 nucleotides. RefSeq names its product Sun domain protein. The transcript has 3 exons. Gene Ontology annotation, cellular component: cell surface; fungal-type cell wall. The coding region runs from base 1 to 1302 and encodes 433 amino acids. The record is from RefSeq and is a predicted model, not a curated record. Lineage: Eukaryota; Fungi; Ascomycota; Dothideomycetes; Botryosphaeriales; Botryosphaeriaceae. Gene Ontology annotation, biological process: fungal-type cell wall organization.
AUGCGCAACGUCGCUCUUGCUGCUCUGCCCCUGUUGGCCUCCUCCGCCUCGGCUCUGGCCGUCGGAUCCGGCAACCACCGCGGCCAUUCUCACUUCCACCAGAAGAGGCAGGAAGCCGAUGUCGACAUCCAGAUGGAAGUCGUCACCGUCUGCGAGCUGAACGGUUCCAUCAUUCCCCAGGAGGAGUGCGACGCGGGUAUCGCUGCCGGCCGCCUGAUCUGGGCCGACGGUGAGCUUUCCAUUGCUGCCGCCUCCUACGCGCCCCCGACCAGCUCCUCGGCGCCCCCGUCUUCGUCGUCCACCUCGGCUGCCUACACGCCGCCCCCCUCCUCUUCUACUACUACCCCCACUCCCACCCCUACUCCUACGCCGUCCAGCACCUCCACUUCUGAGGAGAGCAAGCCCACCAAGAGCUCUUCUUCCUCCUCUUACGGCAAGGGCAUCGACGUCCCGUUCCCUGACGACAUCCCCUGCUCGGAGUUCCCCAGCGACUAUGGUGCCGUUCCGGUUUCUUGGAUGGGUCUUGGUGGUUGGAUUGGUAUCCAGACGGCCAACAUUGUCACCGCUAGCAGCCUUGACGACAUCAUGACCACUGUUGCCGACAUGUGCUUCGGCGAGGACUGCUGUACUGAGGGCGCCUACUGCUCUUACGCCUGCCCUGCCGGUUACCAGAAGGCCCAGUGGCCCGUUGCUCAAGGUGCUACCGGCCAGUCCGUCGGUGGUCUUCUCUGCUCCGACGGAAAGCUUACCCUCACCAACCCCAACUUCGACACGCUCUGCAUCAAGGGUUCCGAGAAGGUUACCGUCCAGGUCAAGAGCGAGCUCAGCGAGCAGGCUGCCAUUUGCCGUACCGACUACCCUGGUACCGAGGCCAUGGUCAUCCCCAUCGACGUUCAGCCCGGUAAUGAGCACCCGCUCACCUGCCCUGAGCAGGACAGCUACUACCAGUGGCAGGGCAAGGCCACUUCCGCCCAGUACUACCUCAACCCUCUUGGUGUCGGUGUCGAGGAAGGCUGCACCUGGUCCAACGGUGACAAGCCCAUCGGCAACUGGGCUCCCAUCAACCUUGGUGUCGGCUACUCGGCCGGCGCUGCUUGGCUCUCGAUCUUCCAGAACAAGCCCACGACUCUCGAGAAGCUUGACUUCAACGUUGAGAUCCAGGGAGACAACAUGUCGGGCACUUGCAAGUACAUCGUCGGCAAGGGCUUCUGCUCUGGCAAGACGUACGAUAGCUGCAACAACGACGGUUGCACUGUCUCCGUCUCUUCCGGAACUGCCACCUACAUCCUCAGCGACGCAUAA